Messenger RNA from Brassicogethes aeneus, 2645 nucleotides. The record is from the annotation of a GenBank genome assembly. NCBI's taxonomy places the organism in Eukaryota, Metazoa, Arthropoda, Insecta, Coleoptera, Nitidulidae.
AUUACAUAAAAAACGUAAACCGAUGUGACACAAUAGAAGAUUUUAGAUUUGCAACUAUCUCUCGAUGUUUGUCAUAAGUUAAAUCACAAUUAAACGUUGAUGACAUUAUCUUGUGAACUUAACAAAUAGAAAUUAACAAUACUACAAAUUAUAAUUUAUUAUCAGUUAUAACUUCGUACUUUGUGUUCGAGUGUAGUUUAAAUAUGGGCGAAGAAUCUAAUGAAGUAAGAGAAGAUGGUAAUAAAGCUAUCGCAACCGAAAUUGACGAUGAAGUUAUUGAAAAACAGAAAUGGGGUAUCAACCCUAACCUGAUUAUGCUUAAGUUGACUCUUUUCGUCUUCUAUGGAGCUACAUCAUCUUUGGUGCCCUAUCUAACAAUCCAUAUGCAAAGCAUUGGGCUAAGCAUGGAGCAAAUAGCUUUGAUCUAUUUAUCUCUACCUUUUACCACAUUCUUGGCGCCACCUCUCACUGGUUAUCUAGUGGACAAAUUCGGACAGUACAAACCAGUGGUGAUUGUUUCGUUCAUCCUAACUGCAUUAUUGCACCACUCUCUUUUUUUGCUACCCACCCAAGAAAUCCCAGGUACAGUUCCAUCAGGUUAUAUUAUUAUACACCCGAAAAAAAUGCGGAUAGAUAUUUGGUGGAGCCCUUGCCCCAGUAGAGAGUGUCCCGAGCAGGACGAGGUGGAUUUGACGUUGGAUAAGUGCGUUGAUCACUGUCUACUAAAAAACAGAAAAACCUGGAAUAUAACUCAAACAAAUCCUGGAAUAGAAGACGACUUAUCAUUUCAUUUGGGGAAAAACAAAUCCAAUGCUUGGAACCUCACUUUGGCUAUGCACGACAAUUUGGGCGACCCAAUCGAACAAUUGGGCAUAGAAAUGGACCUGCCCGAUGAAGAUGAUGGUAUAACGGAUAUAAAAAAGCGAUUUCCUGAAAGAAUGCUGAAAAGGUAUGGAGUUGACGUUAAUGAACUGGAUGAGCAAGAUCUGCGUUGUGGAGGAACGGUGGGCGAUUUUAACGAAAGCACGCAAACAAAGUUGUUUUAUUACUCCAAGGAUUGCAUUCUGCAAAAGUGCGAAUUUCGAUCUGGAGGACCGGCCGUCUGCCCGCCAGGCUACAUAAAAAGCGACGAUAACACUUUUUGGAUAUAUUUUUGCCUUCGAUUUGUUGCAACCGUGGCCCUUACGGCUGGCGUAACCAUAAUGGACCCCAUAGCUUUAACUAUGAUCGAAAAAUUCGGGGGUGAUUUUGGAAAGGAACGAUUAUUCUCCAGUUUGGGAAUGGCGUUGUUUUCCCCUGUGACAGGGGCUUUAAUAGAUUGGAAUUCUAAAAGAUUGGGCCACACAGACUACGCCUCGGCCUUUUACACGUUCGAUGUGCUAUUGUUUGUAGCCGCCAUUGCCGUGUGUUUAAUGCCGUUGGGUUCCAAAUUACCAGCUGAUAAUAUAUUCAGCGAUCUCAUGAACAUUUUUAAAAUGCCGCAUCUGGUAGCUUUCAUAUUCUUUAUGUUUAUACUUGGGAAUUUAUGGGGUUUCAUCGAAAGCUACCUUUUCUUUUACCUGAGAGAGCUAGGGGCUCCAAAUAUACUCCUCGGAAUCACCGUCACUGUAGGCACUAUAAGCAGCUUACCGUUUUUGUAUGGAGCCGAGAAUAUAACGAAAAAAAUUGGGCAUGUUAAUAUUAUCAUAGUGGCAUUUUUCGCCCAUGCAGCUAGACUGGCGGGAUAUUCCGUUAUUGAGAGCGCUUGGUGGUGUUUCCCAUUUGAAGCUAUGGAAUCUCUGUCGGUUCAUCUUAUGUGGGUGGCUGCAGCCACGUACUGCGCCAUAUUGGCGCCAAAAAAUCUUCUAGCCACCCUUAUUGGUGUAAUUGGUAUGGCUCACUUUAGCAUCGGUAGAGGUACAGGUAGUUUCUUUGGAGGUAACAUCAUCGGUAAAUUUGGUAUAAGACAAAGCUUUCGCUUGAUGGCGUUUAUUUCGUGUUCAUCCGGUAUCGCUUACGCCUUGCUGUAUUAUUUCUGGUUGAAGAAAAUCGAAGAGAGGGCUGUGAGAGAUGACGCCAACGUCGUGGAGAACGGCGAGAUUGACAAACUGAAAGACGAUGAACCCAAAACAAGAGAUGUUGGAACUAUGUGCAGCUUCGAGAAGCUGGACAGUCGUCUUAGCUUGGUGGUGGAGUACAACCAAAUAGGUUCAUUGACAUCUUUAGGAAGAGUUAGAGCUGAUGGUGGAUUGCUUAGAAGAAGAAGCAUUAGUAUGAGGAGGGAGAGCGAUUUUGGGCCCAUUAUAAAGAAGAAUAGUAAAACUGAUUUGUUGAAGUCGGCUAUUGAGGUUAACCAGUCGAGGAAUUCUAUAAAGGCUUCCAAUAAUCAUAUUAAUUUGCUAAAUGGGGGAAGUAGCGCUAGUGAUAAAUUAAAUGCAGCUUCAAGUACUCCAAAAUUGUCCCAAAGAAGUGCGAGUAUUCUUCAGGAAAAGGAGUCGAAUGUAUUGAAUGAGAAGGAUGAAAUUGUUUACGAUGAGAUUAAACAUAAAAAAGCUGAAACAGAAGAUAGUGAAGAAUCCUAGUAUUUACUUACCUUAUAACUAUAUCUCUUGUGUAGCAUAAGACUUUUAUGUAACUGUGUAUAUUUUUAUUAAAAAGUUUACUCA